Messenger RNA from Colletes gigas, 4770 nucleotides. RefSeq names its product galactosylgalactosylxylosylprotein 3-beta-glucuronosyltransferase P (gene GlcAT-P). Lineage: Eukaryota; Metazoa; Arthropoda; Insecta; Hymenoptera; Colletidae. Gene Ontology annotation, molecular function: galactosylgalactosylxylosylprotein 3-beta-glucuronosyltransferase activity. The coding region runs from base 941 to 2059 and encodes 372 amino acids. The record is from RefSeq and is a predicted model, not a curated record. The transcript is spliced from 5 exons. Gene Ontology annotation, cellular component: Golgi membrane. Gene Ontology annotation, biological process: chondroitin sulfate proteoglycan biosynthetic process; carbohydrate metabolic process.
UAUGCCAACGUAGACGGAUAUUGCAAGGGGAACGCGACGGGGAAGCUAGUUCAGUGUCGACCGACGUAGGAGACUCGUCGUCGUUCGGUGGUUUUUUUUUUCUCUCUCCACGGUACGAAAGUUUCCGUCAGGUGCCUGUUGUUUUCCUUUCGUUCUGCUUGUUUCUCGGCCGACGCGUCGCCGGCACGGACGGGACACACGCGCGACCAGGGAAACGAUCGACCAGACACACGGUCACCGUCGCUCGAACGUCGCGAAGUUUGUUCAUUUGCCCGAACAGAAAGCAGAAACCAACAUGUGGCUAAUGUUUCGACGCGGUGCGAGACGUCUCGCUAAAAAUACGUUCGCCAAACGAUCGAAGCGCUGCCAGGAGGUCGGCGAAACCGCGGAUCAGUGAUGUCGUGCCGCGGAGGAGCGAAUCUUCGAGCGACGCCAGUGACAACGUGCGUACGUCGCCGGGCAUUUCAGAAACGGUCGUGAUAUGAAAAUUCACGCAUUCGGAACAGUACAUGAACGCCGCGAACAACCAGCAGUCUCCCGUCGCUCGGGACAACCAUCGAUGGAGGAAAACCGUACGGAGAGAUUAUUCGGAACGGACCGUUGUCCCGAACUAAUGAAACCGGACGGCAAACGAGGGAAGAGCGUUCGUUAAGAACGAUGAAGCAAUCGUGAUUUUGCAACGGUGCGCGAACUGUGGCGCUUUUCUUUUUUUUUUUUCUUCGUCGUGCACGAUUCAAAGUUUGACAGAGCGUCGAUUCGAGACUGGUCGCGUGCCGUGAGUCGUCGACGACGCGAAAUGAUCGCGAUACCUUGGCGGACGUAACAGCGUUUCCCGUCAUAUGUGCAGCACGCGGUAUGUUUCAAUCGCGGAUCGCGUAAAACCAGGCGGAACGAUCACCACUCGCGAACGGAGCAUGAACGCCGAUUAUCAGGUCUUGAUAUGAUGAAGCCAUCCAUGAAAAUGGGGGUGAUAGCCUUGAUAGGUGUGUUCGUGGUGUUCUACCAAUAUCAUCUGUCCAGCGGCAUUCGAUUCGACCAGAUAUCCGAUUUCAACAGCGGCUCCGCCGAGGACAACCCGGUGCUGUCUCAGGAGGAAGUGGAGAAUUACGUCAGGUCGUCAAAAUUCACCGAAGAAAUAAUCAGGAACACGGUUCGGAAAGUUCAAGAAACGAACGGUCUCAGUCCAGACGUCGCGACGUUGCUAGUCCAGGAACUGAUGAAUCAUCUGCACAAAAAUAUCUUGGAGCUCUCCGUGAACAAUUCGAAGGUUCCAGCGACGACGUUGCAGACCGUGUCCAGGACUGUCGAGACGCCUAAACCGUUGUACAUAAUCACGCCGACGUACCGCAGGCCCGAACAGAUUCCGGAGCUGACCAGGAUGUCGCACACGCUGAUGCUGGUGAAGAACGUCCAUUGGCUCGUUAUCGAGGACGCGACCGUAGCCACGAAACAAGUCACCAGGCUGCUAGAGCGUACGGGAUUGCAGUUCGACCAUAUGACUGCCCCGAUGCCCGAGAAGUACAAGCAGAAGAAGGGCGCAAAACCGCGUGGCGUGUCGAACCGGAAUCGUGGCUUACAGUGGAUCAGGGCGAACGCAACAACAGGCGUCUUUUAUUUCGCCGACGACGACAACACCUACGACAUAACCCUUUUCGACGAGAUCCGUAGAACGAAAAGGGUAUCGAUGUUCCCCGUGGGCUUGUGCACCAAGUUCGGUCUUAGCUCGCCGAUCAUCAAGAACGGAUCGUUCGUCGGUUUCUACGACGGUUGGAUCGCCGGCAGGAAGUUCCCCGUCGACAUGGCGGGUUUCGCCGUGAGCGUGGAAUUCCUGCUACAAAGGCCGAACGCUACGAUGCCGUUCAAAGCUGGAUACGAGGAGGACGGUUUCCUCAAGAGCCUAACGCCGCUCGAACCGAAGGAUAUCGAGUUUCUCGCCGACAAUUGCACCAAGGUGCUCGCGUGGCACACGCAGACGAAGAAAAACGAGCCCAGCGUGCCGCUAAACUUGAAGCUGUACGGUGAAACGAACCUCGUUAAGUUGAAGCAGCAAAUAGUAUGAUGUUCGAUCCGCCGUGACGACAGAAGAUUAUACCGAGUUCGAUCUAGUUUCGCGUUGCUUGGUACGGUGGCCGUGACCGGGAAUCGUUCACAAACAAAGUGAUUCAGUGCCUGAAGUAUUAUAAUGUACGGUCGGUGUGACAGGAAAUUUUCCUUUUCGUUUUUCUACCCUUUCUAUAUGUAUAUAUAUAUUUUUUUUUUGUUCGAGUCAUACGAAAUUAGCAGAAGAUUUUUUUCUUUCGUUGUCACACGUGAGUGGAGCAGAAAAUAAGCACCCAAACCUAUUACCGAACACGUAGGCUCUGCAUUGCGUAGCGUUAAUAGUUAUUUUGUAUAUUAAUAUUUAGGUUUUAGUUACGAUGGUUACAGGAGUCCCUGCUUUACAGUCCGCAGCGUAGAUCGAAUCCGGACGUUUAUGCGGGAAAUCGACUUCCUGGAAUUUGAAUAAAGGAACUGGAGAGUCGAGUUCGUUCAUCUUUUCAACGGACGUCUUUUCUUUUCUUGCUAAUAAAAGGAGGCUGUGGAAGUCGACUUUCGAAGGUGUAUAAUUUUUCAUACGCGGCACAGAUUCAAAUCUUGCUUUUGCAUUUUUAAAUCAUCAUUUUGUAGCAUAAUACAAUUUUUCUUUAAAGAUAAAAUUUACAUAUAUUUUUGUAAUUUAUUUAAAUAGAUUAUUCGUACUCUUACGAUUGAAUUCUGAAGUCGGCGACGUUGAAAAAAGGAAGAAUUAUACUGUACGAAAUCUGAAACCGCCGGUUAGUAAGAAAUGGAAAGACGUACGUCUGUUGAGAAGACGGUGCAUUGCUAAAAAUUGUUACUAAAAACUUCGAUGAUAUUUUGAACAUUGUAUCGUGUCUUAUAUACGUCGAUUUCGUCGGCGAGUGAAAGCUCACACCGAGGUCCCAAUUUACGGGAAUCGGUGGAGCGACGGGAACGCCUUAGCGGGGAGAAAUGCGAACGCUAAAGCGGGGACUACCGUAAGUACGUUCCCCGUAGGCCAAUGACCAAUUAGCGCAAAAGAAAUAAUUCAGUUUGGGAGUUACACGCGAUGCAAAGACACUAUGAUAAAAGAAGCAAGGGAAUCGUGUUAGGAAGAAUUUACCAAUGAGUACAAUAUCUUUACAUUAUCUUCCGUUUCGAUUUGCAAAUCGUUUUGCUUUUUCUAUAUCUGUUGGUUAGUCGCGAACCCGAUACAUGAUCGAUGGACGUGCACCGUCGGUAAACGUAACGUGGCUAAGGUUUCUUCAACUUUUUGUAGCGUAUAGACGAUCGUAAGUUACCUUCUUUGUACUUAUCGUUGUAGAAAUAUUACUUUCCACUAUUUAUCGUACCAAAAAUAUUUUACCGUGGCGCAACAACGAUUUUGUCGUGUGUCGGCUCGUUCGCGACGUAGAGUUUAUUUGAAUUGUACAGAAACUCGAUAUUUAAGACUUUUGUUUGUUUGCGUCUAUUUUAGUAUUUUUUUUUUUUUUUAUUCAUCCAAAGUGAUUCAUUUGCGUUGAACCGAAUUUGCGCUUCUUCGCUUUGGGCCAUCAUCCACGAUGAAUACGAGAUAGUUAUUAGUUUUUAAAAUAUUGUUGGAAAAAGUAACGAGGUGAAAAAUAUAUUUAUGAAAUGUGUUGUGCUUCGAGUGCGUUAUGCAACGAUUCACUUAUCAUCGAACACGUUUGGACUUGUCGUUGCAGUUCAUUUUGGAUGAAAUGCAGAUAAAAAUAAUGUUUGUACUUUUUACUGUGAACGAUCCGAAGCGAAGAAGUAUAAAUUACGGCGUUACAGUAAUCUUCGGAUAACUGAAACGAAGUCGAGUGUUCGGCGUUUCGGUUAGCCAGGACAGGUCCAGAUUUCGUUUCGCGCAGUCGGCCAUUUUUUUUUUCCUCGGACUGAGGCCGAGCCGCGCGCAUACCGUCCGACGGGAAGAAUGAAACAGUCCAAUGGCGAGUCUCGGGAUUCUUGCGUUCAACAGCUCGCAACCGAAAGCAAUAAAAUAUAAAUGGUAAUCUAAAUAAAUGAAAAUUAAAAUUUGUAUUUUUCAUCGGUAGGCGUGAUGUUAGAGUCGACCCCCCCUACAACACGAUUAAUUCGUUCCACGUGAAACGAAACCUACAAUUUAACACGCUUAUCUUGUCAAAUUUUAAUUAACAUUGAUUAGAUGUUUUAUCGCUCGAAUCGAAGGGGCGUUCGCUCGAAGCAACAUAAAUUAAUGGUGGAGAUAAUUUUGUUUCGAUUACUCGGAGAUUACUGUAUUUCCUAUUUGUUUAAAGGAGAAUCGCCUAUAUACACAUAUGUAUAUGAUAAUAUUAUGAAAUAGCUGAUUAAGGGACUCAUUGAAAUUUCGUAAGAAAUAAUAGCGAUUGUUGCACGGUUCAGGAUGACCGAAAUUUCGAUCGUGGAGUGCAAAUAUUCAUAUCGAAUGCAUGCGUAGGUAGGUAAAAAAGAAAAAUACAAUGUAACGAAACGUGUUUCGAGAGAUCUGCGACGAAGCUGUGCUGAGACAUUGAAAUUUUUAAUUAUUCCCUGUCGAAACCAGACGCAUGUUAAGCAUGAACAUUGGCAGACGUACACUUACGAACGCUUCUUAAUAUUAAAUUCUCUUAUUGGCAAUGUUAUGAGACGGGUAUAAACAAAUUUCAGUUGCGAUUUUUUUACGGCAUACAUUUACAGGGUGUUCGGCCACCCCAGGGAAAAAUUUUAAUGCGAGAUUCUAGAGGCCAA